Nerophis ophidion (straightnose pipefish) is the source of this 3948-nucleotide messenger RNA. It is a transcript of the gene cfap100, whose product is annotated as cilia and flagella associated protein 100. Bases 54 to 1556 code for a protein of 500 amino acids. Lineage: Eukaryota; Metazoa; Chordata; Actinopteri; Syngnathiformes; Syngnathidae. The record is from RefSeq and is a predicted model, not a curated record. The transcript is spliced from 13 exons.
CCAAAAGCAUUCUUCUACAAAGUUUAAAUGAAAAAUCUGAUCGACAAAAGGAGAUGCGCAACUUCCUGUCCCUCCCGAUUCACGAAAAGACGACCUAUAGCACAAGAAUGAUAGCUGAGCAGAGGAAAGAACUUUUCAAGCAGCUAAAGGAGGAAGAAAGUGUGAAUAUGCUAAAGCAAGCCAGGAGUAAGCCAACCCUCCCGAUGCAAACACCUGCAAGGCGUGAGCUGAAGUUGGCCUUGUUGAAACAAACACACAUUGUGAGAGAAUGUAAACAUGACUUCAUUGCCAUGGAGCGUCAGAAGGCUGUGUUAGAGAUAUCGCUGACGACAAAGAGGUCAGAGAUAUGUAAAAUGGACAAGGCCAUCGCAAAAGAGCAGAGGCAGCUAAGGGAGCUGGAGAAGCUCAUUGAGAAGGACAAUCAAAGCUUUGAACAGUUCCUGAAAGACAAUGAGAAGAAGUCUAUGGAGGCCCGAACAUUCUUUGAACAAGAAGCCAGGUCCAAAGAGGAGAAAAACACUGAUAUUAAGAAGUUGACUUCUGAAAUAUCAAAGUUAAGAAGUGAACUUUCCAACUAUGAAGAAACUCUACAAGAGUACAAGAGAUACAAGGAACUUCUUUUGAAGUUGUCUCCACCAGAUUGGCAGGAGGCCCAGAGGGCGAAGGUUAUGAAGAAAAUACAACUGAUGGGCAACACUGAGGAUGAUCUGAACAAGGAACCAAUGGACUUAAUGACAGUCAAGCAAGGUGUGGAAAAUAACAGAGGCAGUGCCAGGCUGUCACCUGCAGAGAGCAUCAGUCUCUCAAUGCGGCUUGACCUGGAUGCUGAAGGUUCAGAAUACGGGGAAGAUCCAGAGUUGUACUUCACUGACCCAAAACAGCUUAUUGAGCUGAUGACGGAGCUAACAGAGCAGAAUCUGUCUUUGAUCAAGAACUCUACAAGAGCUGAGGAAACACUAGAGGAGCUUAAACAGUCGAUGGAGGCCAUCAAGAAGACGACUGAAAAGGAUGAGGCACUCCUAACGCAGCAAAUGAAUGAGAUGAAUAAGAAGAUCGAGGAAGAGAAAGCGAGAGCCGCCAAGCUUAAAAAGAAGGUUCAGCUGCAUGUUCUGUUGAACACAGAGGAUGAGCAGGAUGACAUGCUGAGUGCGCUCAGCGAGAAGGUGGCAGAGGUGUAUAGGUGCUGUGUGGACAACAGGGGGAGCAGCCACAGCACUUUGGAGAAACUGGCCAGCAUUGAGAAACAGAUGUCUUCACUGUUGCACUGCCUGGAUGACAUACCAACAGAAAGCUUGGAAAUGAUGCAGAAGAUCAAGGACAGCGAGAGAAGGACCAGGCAACGUGAAGAAAAGCUGAGGAUGCAAAGAGAGAAACAGAUAGAAAGGAUGAAGAGAUACUCAGAGCGGUCGCUCUCUGAGUCCAAGAAAACUAGUGGACGUAAACUAAUGCCUAGAUGCCUCCCUACUGCCCAGAAGGGGAAAUUUAAAAAAGUGGAAAGUUCUUCUGCUGACGACGACUUCAACAACUACUUCUCCACAUCAUUGGACUUACUGUAGGAAGCAAAAGGAACGUUAAAUAGUAUAACAAUUAUAUUUCUCUCCAAAUGUUUUACUUCUAUCCACACAUACAAACAAAUUCUUACAAGCUUUAUUAUAUUCACUUUUCCACUCUCCCAAAGGCGUGGCACGGUUGGGAGAGUGGCUGUGCCAGCAACCCGUGGGUUCCUGGUUCAAUCUCCACCUUCUACCAACCUCGUUGUGUCCUUGAGCAAGACAGUUCACCCUUGCUCCUGAUGGGUCGUGGUUAGGGCCUUGGAAGGUAGCUCCCGCUAUCAGUGUGUGAAUGGGUGAAUGUGGAAAUAGUGUCAAAGUGCUUUGAUUACCUUGUAAGGUAGAAAAGCAUAGUGUAACCCAUUUACUCUCAAAUGUUUUUUUGUUUUCAUUUCCUGUAUUUGAAAAUGUUGAAACAUUUAAUAAGUUGAACCUGUCUGCAGGCGUACUGUAUUCUUAAUUCAUAAAAGGACUGGGGGAAUAAACACGUUAUUUUUUUAAAUAUAUACAGCUAGGCCUUGUAGCAUUUAUUUGUCAUAUUGGUUAUGUGAAUGUGUGACAUUCACCGUUAUUGGAUUCCUUUAUAAAGUGAAGAAUUGUUUUCAUUUGUGGAAUACAAAUAUGCAACACGGGCUUCACGGUGGAAGAGGGGUUAGUGCAUCUGCCUCACAAUACAUAGGCCCUGAGUACUCCUGGGUUCAAUCCCGGGCUCGGGAUCUUUCUGUGUGGAGUUUGCAUGUUCUCCUCGUGAAUGCGUGGGUUCCCUCUGGGUACUCCGGCUUCCUCCCACUUCCAAAGACAUGCACCAGGGGAUAGGUUGAUUGGCAACACUAAAUUGGCCCUAGUGUGUGAAUGUUGUCUGUCUUUCUGUAUUGGCCUGCGAUGAAUUGGCGACUUGUCCAGGUGUGUACCCUGUCUUUUGCCCGAUGGUAGCUGAGAUAGGCACCAGCGCCCCCUGCGACCCCAAAAGGGAAUAAGCGGGAGAAAAUGGAUGGAAAUGUGCAACACAUACACUAUGAAAUCAAUACAGAAGUGGCAUUCAAUUAUUUCUAAUUAUUCCCGGUUGCUUCCUUCAAAAAAGUUGAAAUAGACCAUGGGUAGAGAACAUAUGGCUCUCGAGCCAGAUGUGGCUCUUUUGAUGACUGCAUCUGGCUCUCAGAUAAAUCUUAGCUGACAUUGCUUAACACAAUAACACAAUAACACAAUAAGUAAUGAAUAAUUCUGCUGAUAAUCACAGUGUUAAAAAUUACAUUCAAAAGAUAAGACGUUCUCAUGCAUUUUAAUCCAUCCAUCCGUUUCCUACCGCACCUGUUCAAGAAGUUGCAUUAAUGGUAAGAAGUAUUUUAUUUAUUAUUGGUUAGCAUCAAAUAACAAAUUUUAUUAAAAAUAAUAAGAUACUUAUUGUACUCUAAAAAUGUUGGUCUUACUUAAAAAUGCACGCAUUUAGUUGUACUUAGUGUUAAAACUUAUUAAAUGGCUCUUAUGGAAAUACAUUUUAAAUUAUUUGGCAUUCCUGGCUCUCUAAGCCAGGGGUGUCAAACAUACGGCUUGUGGGCCGGAUCAGGCCCACCAACAGGUUUUAUCCGCCCCGCCUGAGGAGUUUGCCAAGUAUUAAAAUGAGUUGCAUUUUUUUUUAAUGAAAGAAAACGCUGUUCUGAAUGUGUCCACUGGAUGUCACUAUAGCAAUUAUGUUAGGACCAGCAAGAGGUUUGUGUCUUCUGCUUGAAACACAUCGUUAUUUUGCACCCUUACUCCCCAAUAAUGUUUUUGUGUGGGUUUUAAGAAUAGACGGUAGUAUCUUGUGUACUCGGAUAAUCAACGUUUACCUUGAAAAUAAUUUUUUGUCUUGAAAAUCAACUUUUAACAUUGCAAGAUGCCUCUUUAUUGUCCUUUUUCCAUAAUAAUAACAUUAAUUAUAAUAAUAAUAGAUGGAUAAAACUAUUUUCUAUACACCCAAAAUGCUUCGGAAUAUCAAAGCCAUUAGAGGCGCCACAUGGACCAAAUUGGUGAUAUAAGGUGUUCUAUUAACGGGUUCUAGGAUUACCGCCACGACUGGAGCCAACUAAGGUAUGAAAAUAUAGUGAGAAAACUUAACCCUUUUGAAUAGUUUUACCUCCGAUUCUCACGGUUUGUUGAGUUAACUCUGGAUUGAUACGUGGACAUGACAAAAGAAGUGUUUGAUACCUCGAAGAGUUCACAUGUUGUGUUUUUUGUUCAAUCCCAGAAAGACUGCGACUUAAAGUUUAAUCCUGGCUUUGUAGAUAAACUGAUACCACGCCUGAACUCAUUGUGUUUUUGAAACUGCACCAACUUCCUCAGAAUUUUCAACUAACUUUAAGUGUUUUUUUCCAGAGGAUUAUUUGUGAUUUGUAUGUUUUCACAAUGUGCUUGUUCUAUU